AUGCGACGAUUAGCUACAGGUAUUACAAUUCUUUUCUUGGCUAUUCUAAGUUUUUACUCAACUGGUGCUAUAAGAUGCUAUAGUUGUCGAAGCGUGAACACUCCUGAUUGUGAUUCAAAACUCGAAUUAACAAAAGUCAAUAUUACUAUAUUUAUAGUUGCAAUUAAUGCUUCUCAGCGCUGCAUCAAACAUAAGCUCAGUGAUAUCUAUGUCCGAGGAUAUGAAGACGCAACGGCCUGCAAGAAUGGUGAUAAUGGUUGUAGUAGCACUAAAAUUGCCGAUCUUGAUAUAACUGAUUGUUGUUGUAAUACAGAUUUAUGUAAUGGUGUUUCAUCCAUUCAACAACAAUAUUUUCUUCUUAGUUCUGUCAUUAGUAUGUUCAUUGUUUUUAAGAAUAUAUUUACUGUAUAA
Molecule: messenger RNA, 411 nt
Organism: Adineta steineri
Lineage: Eukaryota; Metazoa; Rotifera; Eurotatoria; Adinetida; Adinetidae
Source: the annotation of a GenBank genome assembly